AUGACUAUCCAUUCAUUUUCCAUAUUUGAUCGUCAUUGUAACUGUAUAUACAAUAGAGAAUAUUCACAUACUAGUGCCACAACAUCAUCCUCAUCUUCGUCAGGAACUCCAGAUACGAUCCCGGGACAAAUUAAUAAAAAUAAUGAUUCAAAUAGUUCAAAAUUAUUAUUUGGUAUAAUAUAUUCAUUAAAAACAAUAUCUAAUAAACUAGUGGAUGAAUCAUCUAUUAAUGAAUUGAAAACAUUUAAUUUUGGUCAAUUAAAAGUUCAUUUUUGGGAAUCAUUAAGUAAUUUCAAAUUUGUUUUGAUUACAAAUGUUGAAGUAGAUGAACUAAGUUCAGUAUUAUUUGAAUUAUACCUGAACUUUUUCAUAAAAUAUGUGGUUGAAAAUGGUUUACUGCCGGUGGAAUUUACAGAAAAUGGGGAAUAUAGUAAAAUUAAUAAUGGCAGGUUCAUUGAAGAAACUGAUAAAUAUUUACAAUCUUUACCUAUUUUCUAA
Messenger RNA from Candida tropicalis MYA-3404, 498 nucleotides. RefSeq names its product TRAPP subunit. NCBI's taxonomy places the organism in Eukaryota, Fungi, Ascomycota, Pichiomycetes, Serinales, Debaryomycetaceae. Gene Ontology annotation, cellular component: TRAPP complex. Bases 1 to 498 code for a protein of 165 amino acids. Gene Ontology annotation, biological process: endoplasmic reticulum to Golgi vesicle-mediated transport. The transcript has a single exon. The record is from RefSeq and is a predicted model, not a curated record.